This is a messenger RNA of Tupaia belangeri chinensis (Chinese tree shrew), 1273 nucleotides long. RefSeq names its product CEA cell adhesion molecule 18 (gene CEACAM18). The transcript has 6 exons. Bases 1 to 1131 code for a protein of 376 amino acids. The record is from RefSeq and is a predicted model, not a curated record. NCBI's taxonomy places the organism in Eukaryota, Metazoa, Chordata, Mammalia, Scandentia, Tupaiidae.
AUGGACCUUCCCAGACCCAGAGGCGGCCUGUGGCAGGGCCUCCUGGUCCUCGUGGCCAAUCUGCUGACCUGCAGGAUGUUCCAGGCCUCUGGCCACAUCUUCAUCAGCCCCGACACCCUCGUAGGGGCCGUGGGAUAUCGGAGCAUACUGAUCCUUGAGAACGUCUCUGAGAAUGUUCUGGAGUACAGCUGGCACCGGGGUGAAGAAGGCAACGCGGCCAACAUGAUUUUCAGCUACAGACCUCCCAGUUCCCGGCUGCCUGGGCCCAUGUACAGCGGCCGAGAGGGCGUGACCCGCAACGGCGACCUGGUGAUCAGGCCAUCUGCACUGAAUGACACGGGGAACUACACUGUCCAGGUGGACCUCGGCAACGAGACCCAGACAGCCACCGGCUGGCUCCAGAUUAUAGAGCUGAAAAACCCAGGCAUCUCGGCCAACGCCAGCUACCUGGUGGAGGACAUGGACUCCGUGGUCGCCGUCUGCCACACCAACGCCACCAUUGUCAAGUGGUAUGUGAACUCCAUACCGACAUCCAGCAGCAACCGGAUGACGAUUUCCCCAGACGGCAAGACCCUUGUCAUCCACAGAGUCAGCCGCUACGACAGGACACUUCACUGUGAAACAGAGCAUUUUCUAGGGAUUACCAAGAGGAGCGAACUGAUCUCUCUGAACGUGUCCUAUGGGCCUGACUACGUGACUCUGUGGGGCACGCCCUCCAUCUUCAUGGGCGCCCUGACCGCUCAGCCCGGCUCCCAGGUGGAGCUCACGUGCAGCGCCCACUCCCGCCCGCCGCCCGCGUACCGCUGGCUCCACAACGGCUCCCUCCUGGGCUCAGCCGAUACAGUCACCCUGCCGAGGCUGGCCUGGGAGCAGAUGGGCAGCUACCGAUGCAUCGUGGAGAACCGCGAGACCCAGCUGGUCAUGUACAGGGACGUCAGGAUCCAGCCUCCCCGUAAGUGUCCUCUCUCUCCAGGGACCACCACGCCUGUUGUCCACAGCGGUUUCCACGUCUCGGGGACCUUAGCGGUGUUCCUCAUCGUGAUGACAGUCCUGGGAAGCGUGUACCUCUGUGGGGUCCUGGUCCAUAUCCUCAUCAGCCACUACUCCACCAGGACAACCCGGGCCACAUGAGUGUGCCUCCAACCUGGAGGAGAAGACCAGGUGGGGAAGGAGGUGAGGGGAGAGCGAUGGAGAAGGACAGAAGAUCCCAAUAUGGAAGAGCUAGACUGGAAAGGGUCCAGGGUCUCUUUGGAAGGGAUGGCCCACAGGCAAC